Molecule: messenger RNA, 3684 nt
Organism: Fundulus heteroclitus (mummichog)
Lineage: Eukaryota; Metazoa; Chordata; Actinopteri; Cyprinodontiformes; Fundulidae
Gene: tdrd7b
Product: tudor domain containing 7 b
Exons: 20
Coding region: 268-3684 (1138 amino acids)
Biological process (GO): lens fiber cell differentiation; spermatogenesis; lens morphogenesis in camera-type eye
Source: RefSeq, a predicted model, not a curated record
AGCAUAUAGUGUGUGCAUAACGUGAAUUCCUCUGCCUUGUGUCGCAGCUUCUGGAAACAAUAGCGCUGUAAUUAAGCAAAGGCCCCAUCGCGCAGGCGACCAAUCAGGCGGCGGAAAGGAGGCUGCUCCCGGACCGGGUGCCGGCUUGGCAGUCACACGGGACACCGAGCCCCGGUCGGCCGCAGCUCAGCCCCGUGGCGCCGGUGACACCUCUGACAGGCGAGCGGACCGGUUCCAGACUUCACCGCCGCGUCUCUUCUCAGCAAGAUGGCUGAAGUGGAGUUGGUGAAAAGGACGCUGCAGGCCAUCGUCCAGGCCAACAGAGGUGGCGUGUCCCUGUCCCGCCUGCAGUCGGAGUACAAGGAGCUGACUGGAGAGCAGAUCCCACACCAGCAGAUGGGACACAACCAGCUGGAGGGCCUGUUAGCCAACACGUCCUCCGUUCGCAUGGAGAGGAGAGGCUCCGGAGAGAUGGUUUAUUUUUCCUCUGGAGCCAGGGAGGCCGCGCAUACAGCCAAGAUGGUGGCCCGACAGCGAAGCUCCAAGAAAAAAGGCCGCCAGCACACGGUUAACACCCAGAUGAGAGUUAAACCAGCUGUCCCUCUAGUCCUUAACGCUAAGCCCCAAACCUCUCUGAGGCAGCCAAACCACCGAGGUCGAGGCAGAGGAAGAGGAGGAGGAGGAGGCGGCGGCCGCGGGGCUGGACAUGGAGACUUCAGACAGAUUAGAGACUUGAGGGAUGGCCUUUCAGAGGGCAGGACUGGAGGGCAUCCCAUCAAACUCUCCAAUCACAACCCAGCCAACAACAGAGGGAACCUCCCUGCAGACAAACCAGACAAGAGGAUGACCCUCCCGACGCGGUUUCAGAAGGAGGUGCACACUCACCUUUCCAGAAAUCCACAACAGACUGGUCCUCCACUGAAUCUAAACGAGAGUGCUGGCUCGGGCAAAGGGAAGCCCUACGACCCCCAGCAGGUCCAGAGUCACAUCAGAGAGAUUCUGGCCAAGUACAGCAAUGGCUUCUGGGUGUCAAAACUGCCUCAGAUGUACAGAGAGCUGUACAAACAGGACCUGCCCUCAGAGGCCAUCAAGGACCUGGAGAGCUGGACCCACAUAUGCAUCGUGGAGAAAACCUGCAGCAGCAACUCGUCGGAGCUGCUCCUCUACCCCGCCAAGGAGCAGACCAACGCCUCCAUUCCCUCGCAGGCCCUUAACUCGAGCUCCAGCACCUCCCCAGCUCUAACUUCCCCCGCCCAGAAGAGGCCCCCCAGCAAUCGCCUGGCUCGCUCUGGCUCCCAGUCCCCUCAGUCCGUGCCAUCUUCCUCUUCCUCUCCCAGCCCGCCUUCCUCCCCUGCAGCCCUCAGCCCCGAUCUGAAGCAGAAGCUGGAGGAGCUGCUGGUGAAGUACUCCAGCGGCCUGUGGGCCCAUGCGCUGCCCAAGCUCUUCCAGGACACCUACAAAACUAAGCUGCCCGGACAUGUGCUGGAGAACCUUGACCUGCUCGCUGACAUUUGCACCGUCAACUACCCGAUGCCCGACAACCCUAAGAGGGCCAUCCUGUACAGGCGGAGCAGCGCCGGGGGCGGGGAGGAUGAGAACUGCAACCGGAGGAGCUCGUCCGCCAGCGAAGAGGAGCUGAAGCUGAGGACUGAGCUGGGAAGGAGGCUCAGUAACCAUGAAGUGCCUCCUCUGCAGAUCCCCAAAGAGGAGUAUCCCUCCGUUCUGGUGAUGGAGGCCACCAACACCAACAAAGUUAUACUGAGGUACAUUGGCGAGGGUUACUCAAUGGCGCAGGACUCCCUGGAGGACGAGAUGAGGGUGUUUUAUGGGUUAGACCAAAGCCGACAGGCGCCUCUAUCUUCUCCAUCCUCGGGUCAACUAGUAGCAGUCCGGGGUGAGGAGGAGGAGGAGAUCCUGAGGGCACAAGUAUGUGAGGUCAUGUCUGAUAAAGUCAAGGUAUAUUAUGUGGAUCACGGCUUCUCAGAGGUGAUCAAUCAAACCAAAGUGUUGGAGCUGCAUGAGAAGUUUUUCAAGCUGCCUUUCCAGGCGACCAAGUGUAAACUAGCCGGCCUGGAGCCGUUCUGUCAAGAGCCCGCGGUGCUGAAGAAGUUUGAGACGAUGGCGAGUGGGAGGAUCCUCCUGGCUGAGCUCUUAGAAAGGGGUCCCACACCGCUGGUGGUCCUGUACGACACCUCCCAGGACGACGACGUGAACAUCAACGCCGCCUGCUUGAAAGCCCUACAGGACAAGACACUAGCAAGUCCGCUGCAGUUGAACAGUGCCUAUAUGAACGUGACCGUCAGCAGCGUUUGCUCCGACGGGACCAUCUACUGCCAGCUGCCCUCCAGAGGACUCGCCAAGCUGAACGAGAUGCUGGAGAAAAUAGAAAGUUACUUCCACUCGCAGGUGACGUCAGAGUUUCUGGUAUCCAGACCCUUUUGUGGGAAGGCAUGUCUGGCUCGCUACAAAGGCAAAUGGUCUCGUGUUGAGAUCACCAACCUGCACGGCAGCAGAGUGCUGGACAUCCUGUUCGUGGAUGUGGGCGUCCAGGCCUCCGUGGAGGUGUUCGAGCUCAGAGAGAUCCCGCCGCUGUUCCUCCGUGACCUCGUGUCCAUCCCGCCUCAGGCUGUGAAGUGCUGCCUAGCAGACCUGGCCGUCAGCGUGGGAUCCUGGUCUCCAGAUGCUGUCCAGUGGCUCCGAGACAAAGUGCUGAAUGCCUCAGACUGCAGCAUGAAGGUGGCCAAAGUAGAUGAAGGGAAGCGCUGCGUCUACGUCCACUUGUUCCCUGACAAGAACUUCCACGACCCGACCCGCAGCCUCAACCACCAGAUGGCCCAGUCCGACCUGUUCAAACAGCAGCCAGAUGUCUUCCUGACCAGCCACAGCCCAACCAAGAUCUCCACAAACCCGUUUUCCUCCAAGACGUCCAGCAGCAGCAGCGACUCCACCAGCGGGAGUCCAACAUCGGCUGCUGUCCCAGCCAAGCCUCACCCCAGGAGGGCGCUGCCAGGACCUAAAGGAGGAGGAGGAGGAGGAGGAGGGAACAUGGAUCCUGGAUCACCAUCCUCACCUUCAUCCUUCCUGCAGCUGCCGCCGCUUCUUGAACUCCCCCCUGCUGGACAGAACAUGGAUGUGUACGUGUCCGUGGCGUGUCACCCGGGACACUUUGUGCUGCAGCCUUGGCGAGACAUGUAUAAACUGGUGGUGCUGAUGGGAGAAAUGAUACUUUACUACAACAAAACCGAGGAGAGGCCCCUCAAAGUGGAGAAGAAUCUGAUUUAUGCUGCUAAAAUCGAGAACAACUGGCACCGUGUGCUAGUGAAGGGGGUCCUGACCAACGGGCUGGUCUCUGUGUACGAGCUGGACUACGGCAAACACGAGCUGGUCAGCUGCAGUCAGCUCCGAACGCUGAUAAAGGAGUUCAGGCAGCUGCCGUUCCAGGGGAUCCACGCCCAGCUGGCUGGAGUGAAGCAGCGGCAGUGGUCAGAGGAGGCCUCCAUCGUCUUCAGGAACCACGUGGAGAAGAAGCCUCUGGUGGCCCAGCUGGAGGCCGUGCAGGAAGCCGCGACGCCGUGGGACAGGAAGCUGACGGUCUUCCUGGUGGACACCUCGCAGGAGGAGAGAGACAUCUGGGUGCACGACAUCAUGGCCGAGUUCGCCGACGAGCCGAGCAACGAGCUGUAG